Malania oleifera is the source of this 911-nucleotide messenger RNA. RefSeq names its product fasciclin-like arabinogalactan protein 12. The transcript has a single exon. NCBI's taxonomy places the organism in Eukaryota, Viridiplantae, Streptophyta, Magnoliopsida, Santalales, Ximeniaceae. Bases 90 to 911 code for a protein of 273 amino acids. The record is from RefSeq and is a predicted model, not a curated record.
CCACUAUUACUACUACUGCUCUUACCCACUACCCGCUACUGAAUUGAAAUUUGUAAAAUCAAACCCAGCCGCCCACAAAUUACAACAAAAUGAAGAACCUUCUCAUCUCCUCCUCGCCACUCCCAGCGGCACUGGUCACAAUCAUUACAUGCCUAACCCUCCUCCUCCAUCACUCACAGGCCUCCUCUCUGGCAACCUCCACCUCCUCCAAAACCAACAUCGUAGAAAUCUUACAAAAAGCAGGCCACUUCGGCAGCCUGCUCCGGCUGCUCAAGGCCACCCAAAUGGACACCAGAAUUAACUCCGAGGUCAGAAAAUCGAACCAGGGGCUCACCAUCUUCGCUCCCUCCGACGCCGGCUUCUCCGGCCUCAAGAGCGGCACCCUCAACACCCUCUCCAACGAGCAGCAAGUGCAGCUUGUACAGUUCCACGUCCUCACCUCCUACCUCUCCCCCUCCCAGUUCCAGACCGCCACCAACCCCCUCCACACCCAGGCCGGCAGCAGCGACGACGGCCAGUUCCCCCUCAACAUCACCACCGACGGCGGCCAGGUUAACGUCACCUCCGGCGUUGUCAACACCACCGUCGCCAACACCGUCUUCAACGACGGCCACCUCGCCGUCUACCAGGUCGACCAGGUCCUCCUCCCCCAGGUCAUCUUCGCCCCCGCCCCGCCCGCCCCCGCCCCCGCUCCAGCCAAGCACAAGAAGAAGGCCAAGGCGUCUCCCCCGCCGGCGGCGCUUCUCGCCGCUCCCCCGCCGGAGAGUGCCAGUAGUACUACUCCGGCGGUUUCGUCCGACAAGCCUUCGGCUGACGCUUCGGGCGCAGAAGCGGGUUUAGUACUGGUGCGGCGUUCGCUGGUUGGGGUUUGGGGUGCGGCGGUUGUCGUAGUUGCAGCGUUUUGGUUGUGA